GUGACUCGUUGCAGCUCGGAUAUCAUAGCCACUUUCACAAGAUCCUGUGAUUGAUGAUUGAAGGCAAGGCAGAAUUACUCUCCGACAGAAAGUUGGUCGGGAAGCACUCUUUCCAUAAAGGAGGUACGAUUGCUAUCAACUGGGGCGCUCCCAAUCGCAGAAGACUUCGGAUAACAUGGGUUUUGUCCAUUCUACAUGGUUUCGCAUUCCAAGUCUUUCAACAUGAAGCCAGACUACCCUGAUAUCCAGGACCUUCGAAAAGCUAUACCACCGGGCUGUUUUCUUCCCUGUCCGCAGACCUCUCUUUACUACAUCUUCAGAGACGUCGUGGCGUCAGCAGUACUUGCUUGCUUCGCCUUCAGCUACAUCAGAGAAGAUCAACUUGGGCCAACACUCUACUUCAUAGCCUGGGCGGUGUACUCAUUCCUUCAAGGACUCAUCUGUACUGGAAUCUGGGUACUGGCUCAUGAGUGCGGUCAUGGGUCACUCUUUGCUUCCACAAAGGUAAACGACGCCAUAGGGUUUGUACUUCAUUCCUUCCUGAUGGUACCGUACUUUUCCUGGAAGUACACUCACCGGCGCCAUCAUCGGUUUACCGGGCACGCAACUAGGGAUGUCGUAUUCGUACCAGUCAUGAAGACAACUGCCUCUGACAGAGACAUGUUCUCUCCUUCGGCGUUCAUGGAAGAUUCCGAUGUUCCAAUCGUUCAAGCAAUCUCGUUGCUAGGACAGCAGCUAUUCGGUUGGCCUCUUUAUGUUUUCUUCAAUCUGUCUGCCGGUAAAGACAGUCUAUUACGAGAUGCUUCCGGAAAUGAGCGUUGGCUAAGAGUCGGCCUCUUUGAUCCUUGGAGUUCUGUGUUUAGGGACAACGAAGCAUGGAGCGUCAUGGCCUCGGACUGCGGUCUUGGUCUCAUGGGUUGCUUUUUGGGCUGGUGUGGCAAGGAACUUGGAUCAAAAACCAUGAUUCGACUAUACUUUCUACCUUAUCUAUGGGUGAACAAUUGGUUGGGUAAGAUUGCUAUCACCUAUCUCCAACAUAACCAUCCUCAAGUCCCUCACUAUACCGACAAUGGGUGGACUUUCGCCAGAGGAGCUCUAUCGACAAUCGACAGAGACUUCGGCUUUAUCGGGAGGCACUUCUUUCAUCUAAUCAUUGACAGACAUGUGGUUCAUCACCUAUUUCCAAGAAUACCAUUCUACAAGACUGAUGCAGCCACAAUUGCUAUCAAGCCACUAUUGGGUGACUUGUACCACUACGAAGGCAGGAGUUUUCUGGGUCAGCUAUGGUAUCAGUCUUGCACACUGAAAUAUAUGGAAAUUGAUCCCGACCGUCCUGAAUGUACCCGGUGGGCGCUAUAAGUGGAGGUUUUGGCGUUGGCAUUUCAUGGGAUUCGCACUUGAUAGAGGCAAGCAUGUCAGCUUAGAUGUGACAAAUAGCAUCGAGUACCUUAUUCAAUUGACCAUUGCAUGUGGCCUUGCCAGAACGCCUAUCACCCGUGUCGAACCUGUUUACACGCUGCGUAUGACACAUCAUUCCUGACACCCCUCCAAAUUCCGACUUCCCUAAGCCCCGGUUCUUAUUUUAUUUGGGCAGAUCUGAAGUUGAGCUUGCGUGAGAUGGCUUGUGCUUGGGCUGCCACUGCUCAGAAUCUCCGAUCCUAUCAACUGUGAUACCUGCUCGUCCAGCAGGGCCCAAGCCAGCCUCCAAUUGCCUCUUAUAAGAAACGUUCCGCAGCCUCUCGGCUUCAGCCGGAGUAAGUUUCAA
Messenger RNA from Colletotrichum acutatum, 1765 nucleotides. RefSeq names its product fatty acid desaturase. Gene Ontology annotation, biological process: unsaturated fatty acid biosynthetic process. Bases 196 to 1359 code for a protein of 387 amino acids. NCBI's taxonomy places the organism in Eukaryota, Fungi, Ascomycota, Sordariomycetes, Glomerellales, Glomerellaceae. Gene Ontology annotation, molecular function: oxidoreductase activity. The transcript has 3 exons. The record is from RefSeq and is a predicted model, not a curated record.